ACCACUAAAACCACCACCACCACCACCUCCACCACCACCACCAAAAGGCCUUAACCCUCCACCAUCGGUGAGCUUGAGUGAUCCCUUGAACUUUCACAAAAAUUUUAGUUUUUUUUCUUCUCUAAUCUCUUCUUCUUUUUCUUUUUGUUUGAAUCUUUUUCUGCAAACUGUCUCUUGUGAAAAUCGAGUUUUAGGCUUUCCUUUUUUGGAUAAAAAAAGCAAGCUUGAAGAGGUUGUUCUUAGAGAGCUACAGGUUUCAGAACAGAGAUCCAGAUCUUUUGUUUUUUUUGGAUAUUUUCUGGGUUUUUGCUUCUUGGUCUCUUAGCUACCUGGAUUUGUUUUUCUCUAUCCAGAAGCUACUUUUGUUCUUGUUCUUCUAAUUUUUAAGGUUUUUUUUUAGUUUUUAGUUUCAAAAGAAGCUGCCUGUUCUUUGGUUUUGAUAAGAACUUGGUGGUAGAUCUUUAUCCUUUCUUCUUCUUCUUCUUCUUUAAAAAUCCCAUCUUUUUUCGUGGGUUUUAUCUUCUACUUCUUCCUCUUUGCAUCCAUGGCUACAGCUAUAGAUAUGUUAAAUAGCUGGCCAAGCUUCUCUACUGAUCCUUUGGAGGAGGAGCUUAUGCAAGCACUUGAGCCUUUUAUCAAGAGUGCUUCCCCUUCUUCUCCUCUAGAUCUAUCUUCUUCUUCUUCUUCUACCUCUUCUCCUUCCCCUCUUUCUUCUUCUUAUCCCCUCUCUUCAUCAUCAUCAUCUUCUUCUUCUUCUUACCCUUAUCAAAAUCCCAACUUUUUCACUACCUUCUCCACUCUAUCUCAUCCCCAAUCAUCCCAUCAUGAAUUCAUCACCCCUCUUAAUCCAUUCCAAAUCCAACAAAUCCAAGCUCAAAUCCAAUACCAGCAGCAGCAGCACCAGUAUCAGCUGAACCAUGGUUUCAACUCCAUGAACUUCCUCCGCCCAAGAGCUCAGCCAAUGAAGCACUCGAGCUCCCCGGCGAUUCCAGCCAAACCAACCAAACUCUACCGCGGCGUACGCCAGCGCCACUGGGGUAAAUGGGUUGCUGAGAUCCGUCUCCCCAAGAACCGCACCCGGCUCUGGCUCGGCACCUUCGACACCGCCGAAGAAGCCGCCAUGGCUUACGACCAAGCCGCUUUCAAGCUCCGCGGCGACUUCGCUCGGCUCAACUUCCCUCAUCUCCGCCACUCCUCUGCCACCUCUCCUCUCCCCACUUCCGUCAACGCCAAGCUCCAAGCCAUCUGCCAAUCCAUGGCGGCAACCACUUCAUCACCUCCCAAGCCCUCUUCUCCUCCACCUCCUGAUAACAAAUCAGAAACCUCAUCGGAGGCUGACGCCGACUUCUGCUCCUCUUCCUCCGGCUCUUCCCCUGCUUCCGAGAUGCAGAGCUUAGACUUCACCGAAGUACCUUGGGAUGAAUCUGAGAGCUUUCAUCUCAGAAAAUACCCAUCUUGGGAGAUUGAUUGGGAUGCCAUUCUCUCUUAAAAACAUUCUCUUUGAUCUUCAAUAGUUUUGCAAAUGGAUUUUUAGACAUUUGCACUCUGUCAUGAAGAUCAUAGAAAACAAAAAGAAAAAAAAAAAAAAAAGUUGUAGUUUUUAGUGUCCUUGUUCUUGGUUCCUUCAGUCUGUUUGUGUUUGUAUUUUACUGUAAAAUUGUAUUGUAAUAAUGUCUUGUAUGUAGUGGAGAUCUAUCUCCUCCUGGUUUGCUGGUUUUUUCUUGGCAAUAACCAGGAUGAAUUCCUCCUUCAUUAUUAUUAUUAUUACUAUUAUUAUCAAUCAAUGUUUGUAUUUCAGAUUUGUAAA
Messenger RNA from Dioscorea cayenensis subsp. rotundata (Guinea yam), 1807 nucleotides. RefSeq names its product ethylene-responsive transcription factor RAP2-4-like. The record is from RefSeq and is a predicted model, not a curated record. Gene Ontology annotation, molecular function: DNA-binding transcription factor activity; DNA binding. Lineage: Eukaryota; Viridiplantae; Streptophyta; Magnoliopsida; Dioscoreales; Dioscoreaceae. The coding region runs from base 545 to 1489 and encodes 314 amino acids. The transcript has a single exon. Gene Ontology annotation, biological process: regulation of DNA-templated transcription.